UAAACGCUCUCAGCAGUUGGGACGCCAGUCGUGGUCGAGACUCCGAGCACCGAAAGAGAAAAUUUCAUAGAACGCGGCCGAGAUUCUGGCAUCUAUAGAUACAACAUUAGAUACAGACAUUCUUAUAUGUAUUAGCGGCUGUCAGAAUCAUCUCCAAGAUAUUGAAACAUUCAAAAAUUUUUCACGUACAUUUCACCGGUACAAAGUAUAACUUUUACCAAUCUGAAAUAGUCUCGUAACGCCUAUAGGCCACCAGGAAAGAAGACUGCAAUUUCAAAGUGAUAUAAUUACCCAAGAAUAUGAAUGCCUUGAUGGCCAGUUAAAAAUAGAUGACCAGAACAUGAGUGCCAGCACAAAGAUAGAUCGCGAAAGUAGCACACACGCUCGUCUGGACAAGGAAAUGGAGCAGCCGCAGCGCCAACGUCGUCGCCUUGGACGCAGUCACCGCGAAGCAACGCCCGUCCAGCCGCCGGAACCAGAUCCGUAUCCACCAGACCCCUCGCCCCAGAUGGUGCGCAUGCAGAUCCGGCCGCCGGGCUCGCUGUCCGCCCACGAGAGCAAGAUUUUGCGGCGCCGGGACAAAACCUUUGCCAGUGCCUCGGCACGCAGUCAAUCGCAGCCGCGGGAGGCGGAGAAGCUGAGCAGUCCGGAUGCUCACCAGUUGAUCAAACACCGCAGCUUGUCGUCGCCGCGCCACAAGGAGGAGUCCAGCGAGAGCGAGCUGACCACAGGGAGCAGUAGCCAGCAGCGAGCGGUGGCCGGUUUGGGACAGAAACACGAUACCCUCACCCGGCUGGAGCAGAACCUGCAGCGUUUCGAGGACGAACGGCGGCGGUUUGAGGCUGAUAAGCGAAUCUUUGAGCGGGAGAAGCGGGAGCACAAGCUCCGCAAUCGCCAGCAACUGGACAACGAGGAGCGGAAGCGCCUGCUGCAGAGCUACCGCAAGCUGAGCGAUCGUAUACAGCUCCCGCAGGACGAGGAAGAGCGCCGUCGUCUCAUCCACAGCCUGCGCUUGCAGCGCCACGAGGCGCCCAAGGGCCGUGUCCGGAAUCGCAGCAGUGGCUACGAGGAGUCAUCCACGCAGUUCAGCUCUUCCGAUGCCGAGACUGCCGAGGAAGUGCAUCGCAGAACCCGAGUGCAGAAAACGCCCCAGGGCUAUGUGGCAGCUCCCAUUCGAGGGGCUCCUCCACCCCCACCGUCGGCUGUGCCCAAGCCACCGGAGAGGCGCUCCGUGAGCAGGAACAACUCCCUCUCGCCGGUCCGGCCACAAAGGCGCUCCAAGACACCCGAACAGCGGGAGGAGAUCAUCCGCAAGCUGGAGUAUGUGGAGGUGGGCGAGAGCCGAGACGAGGUGGUAAAACCAAGAGCCACGGAGGCGGAGCAGCAGUCGGAUUUGAUGCGGAAGUACAUGGAGGCAGCCGAGCGGGCCGCAAAGGCGGAGGCGGCUUUGGCAGCACAGAGUCUGGCAGUGGAGGGUGUUCGUCGCAGCAACAGCCUACGAUUGGCAGAGAAGGAGGAGAAGCCAUCAAAGUCCGAAGCGAAACGGAGCUCCAGUCUGGAGAGGCCACUCCGUGCUAACCGAUCCGCCAGCCUGGAAAGAAAUGCGCCUAAGGAGGAAGUCAUACCCACACCCGAAGAGCACGAAGAUCCAGAACCAGAGCUGGAAACAGAGGAGAAGGAGGAUAUACCUAGUGCGCCUGAAGACUACUCCCCGGAAGCAAAGACCAAGCCCACUUUCCUCGAGCGCCUAAAAGGACUCUUCCGGCGCAAAAAGAAGAUCCCAAAAGAAGAAGUCAUUGUAGAUGUGACCACAAAACCACUUCCAGAGAAGCUAGUGUCGAGAGCAUUUCUGUACCAUCUUCGCCUGGAGGCCAGACACGAGUGGCGGCGCCUCAAGUUGGACUAUCCCCAGCGUGUUGAGGAGAUGCGUCUGAUACGGAACAAGUGCGUCUCCCACUGCAUCUGCCUGGCCAUGUUGCUGGGAUUUGGAGGCCUCAUGUUCCGAUACACGGAGGGCGCUUCCGAGGACAUCUACAAGUGCCAGGUGCGCAAGGUGAAGCGUGAUUUCAUUGACAAUCUCUGGGAUGUCAGCCACAACAUGAGAGAGGAUGACUGGAAGUCCUUGGCACGCCAGAAGUUACGCAAGUUCGAGGAUGAACUGAACACGCUGGCCGAGUUGGGACUGAGGCGCUUUCCAGGACAGAGGUCCUGGAACUUUGUCAAUUGCUUCAUCUUCUGUUGGACCGUAAUAACAACAAUAGGUUACGGCCACAUCACUCCAAAGACGCCCCUGGGCCGAUCCCUUACCAUCAUCUAUGCCAUCAUUGGGAUCCCCGUCUUCCUGAUUGUCCUCGCCGAUUUGGGAAAGCUCUUCACACGCAGCGUCAAGUUCCUGUGGGCCUAUGUCCGUCGACUCUAUUACACGCGCUCCUGCCGUCGGAUCCGGAAGCAACAGCAAAUCCGAGAUGCGAUGACAGGCAUCAAUACGGUCUACGACUUCGCCAUCCGACGUCCCAGCAAGUACUUUGGCAACUCCGGCGAGGAUAACGAGGAGAAUAACGCAGAGGCGGAUGCCGAGGCAGGACGAUCCCUGGCCACUUCCCAUCCGGAGACACCCACAUCACCGUACCCGGAAACUUUCGAGGUGGACGACGAGUUCAACCUGCCCAUAUCAGUGGCGACCCUGCUGCUCGUCUCAUACAUGCUGCUGGGCACCUUCUGCUACAGAAUUCUGGAGGAUUGGCCGCUCUUGGACUCCUUCUAUUACAUGUUCAUCUCGAUGUCCACCAUCGGCUUCGGCGACUUGGUGCCCACCAACCCGAUAUACAUGAUGGUCAGCAUGAUCUACCUGAUCUUUGGCCUGGCCCUGACCUCCAUGUUCAUCAAUGUGGUGCAGAUUAAGUUGAGCGACCAUUUCAAGCACGCCAGCGCUAAGGUGGGCGCCACCAUCGGCAUGAACAUGGCCAGCGAGUUUGGCGAUGAGACCGGCUCCCAGGCGAAGACGCCCUCGGAGCUGGCAUCAGUACAUGGCUCACGACUAGAUCGGAUCGAGGAGGAUGGUCAGGAGGGAAAUGGCGGAGCAGCCAGUCCCCCGCCACCACCUCCCACCUCAAUCCUGCGGGCACCGCGUCCGCUGUCUCCGGUCUCCAAUGCUUCCGCAGACAAUGUCAGUCCACCACCCCUGCUGCCACGUCGUCAGGUGUCCGUGGAGCCUCAGCCGCAGGACGCGGUAGAGAACAAGAAAAAGAAGAAGCACCGAUUUUUCUAGAGUCUGGGUGACCGUUUGGCAAGGAUCUGCCCUGAAAGGGAUGCCAAAAAUGUGACAGUUAACCAGUAAGGACCUCAUAAAUGACAAGGCAAUUUCAAUCGAAUUUACGACCGGGCUGUUCUGCGAGAGCAUCGGCUACUCUAUUUAUUAUUAGUUUGUUAUUUACUUUUACUUUUCAUCUAGAAUAAGGCUACAGUUAAUUAAAUAAAAG
Molecule: messenger RNA, 3479 nt
Organism: Drosophila bipectinata
Lineage: Eukaryota; Metazoa; Arthropoda; Insecta; Diptera; Drosophilidae
Product: TWiK family of potassium channels protein 18
Biological process (GO): potassium ion transmembrane transport; stabilization of membrane potential
Cellular component (GO): plasma membrane
Molecular function (GO): outward rectifier potassium channel activity; potassium ion leak channel activity
Source: RefSeq, a predicted model, not a curated record